AUGUCAAUCCAUAAAGUCAAAAGACCAAGCCUAGAACGGUCAACAUCUUUGAAACCAAACCUCGCCAAAAUAACCACCUCAUCAUCAUCAUCGCCAAUUUCAUCCGAUGACGAGCACAACCAAGACACAUCCUCGAUAGAAUCGUCGCCGCAGACAGCAAAGCAAGACAACAUAGCAAAGCAGUCGGACCCAUCAGUAUCGACACUCACCCGAUCCCACCGCUCGCUGGCCGAGUACAGAGGCUUCACAAUCUACGUCCUAUCGACACUCGUGCUCCUAAUGUACAUCGCGUGGACUCUACUUCCACCACCCGUGCUACAUCAGCUAGGCGUCGAUUACUAUCCCGAUAAGUACUGGAGCGUCGUCAUACCGGCGUGGUUCUUGAUGGCGAUGUUGUUUGCGUUCGUGGCGAUGGCGUUGUAUUGUGGCGAGGUGCUCACUUUGCCGUUGCUGGAUUUGCAUUGCUUUGUUGAUGACGCGGCGCAGUUCCUCGUGGUUGAAGAUGGGGAUGAUGAUGGAGAGGCAAGGAGGAAAGGUGUGGUUGAGUAUGUUUAUCGUGCCCCGAGUGGGGUUUGGGAUUUGCCAGUUAAUUUGGUGAAUGAGGUGUUGUAUCUUGAUAAUGAUGACAAUUGA
Molecule: messenger RNA, 633 nt
Organism: Lodderomyces beijingensis
Lineage: Eukaryota; Fungi; Ascomycota; Pichiomycetes; Serinales; Debaryomycetaceae
Source: the annotation of a GenBank genome assembly